AUGUCUGAAAUCAAGAGUGGUUCUGAAAUCAAGAGUGGUUCUGAAAUCGAAAGUAGUUCAGAAAUCGAAAGUGGUUCUGAGAUCGAGAGGAGUCCUGAGAUCAAGAGUGGCACUGUAAUCAAGAGUGGCACUGGCACCGGGAACCCCAACGGGAGCUUCUGGAUGUCCGAAAUCCUCGAUCAUAUCAACGAUCUCAAACCAACCGAGCAAGUCCAUCUCCGAUGUCAGCAAACCGGCGGACGCCCUAAGCGAAACAUGGAAGGCAAGAAGAAACCACAUAUGCUCACCACCGUCCAGGGACUUCCUGAUAGAUUCAACAUGAAGAAAGUUGUCAAGGCUUUCAAGAAGAAGUUCGCGUGUGCCUGCUCUAUUGUGGAAGACAAGGUCUUCGGUGAGGUUAUACAGAUCCAGGGAGACUACAGGCAGAAGAUUUACGAGUUUCUUACCACGAAAGAUGGCUUGGAGCUGGAUGAGGAGAAUGUUGUGGUACACGGAUAG
Molecule: messenger RNA, 498 nt
Organism: Sclerotinia sclerotiorum 1980 UF-70
Lineage: Eukaryota; Fungi; Ascomycota; Leotiomycetes; Helotiales; Sclerotiniaceae
Exons: 1
Coding region: 1-498 (165 amino acids)
Biological process (GO): translational initiation
Cellular component (GO): eukaryotic 43S preinitiation complex
Molecular function (GO): translation initiation factor activity; ribosomal small subunit binding; RNA binding
Source: RefSeq, a predicted model, not a curated record